This is a messenger RNA of Lutzomyia longipalpis, 1507 nucleotides long. RefSeq names its product histone acetyltransferase KAT8-like. Gene Ontology annotation, biological process: regulation of DNA-templated transcription. The transcript is spliced from 4 exons. Gene Ontology annotation, molecular function: histone acetyltransferase activity. Bases 119 to 1423 code for a protein of 434 amino acids. NCBI's taxonomy places the organism in Eukaryota, Metazoa, Arthropoda, Insecta, Diptera, Psychodidae. The record is from RefSeq and is a predicted model, not a curated record.
GCAACAAGAGGAGAAAAAGUAAAAGGAAGAAAAAGAAGAAUUUUAGCGUGAUGUUUUUAUUUGCACUUUUAAUCGCUUUUGCGUGAAAAAUCAGUGUUUUUAGUGCAAAAUCGCAAUUAUGGAUGAAAAUAGUGGAGAUGAGCCAUUGUCCAAUGGUUCCAACUAUCACGUACGCCGCCCCGAUGGAACGUGGCAUGCCGCCCAGAUAAUCCAAUCGAGGCUGAUUGAGAACAACAAGUAUGAGUAUUACAUCCACUACGAUGGGUUGAAUAGGAGAUUGGAUCAGUGGGUGCAGCGUGGCCGGAUAAUUUGUACGCCGCCGACGGAGGCGCAGAAGAACAGCCACCGGACGGAAGCGACAUUCCUGGGGAAGUUCAGCAAGUUGGAUCCACAGUCACCACUCACGGAGGUCGUGACACCCACAAAUACAUCCGCUGUGGUGGAGAAUGAUCGAACAAUCACGCGGAAUCAGAAGAGACGACACGAUGAGAUUAACCACGUCCAGAAGACGUACGAAGAGAUGGAUCCCACAACGGCAGCCCUGGAGAAGGAGCACGAAGCCAUCACGAAGGUGAAGUACAUCGACAAGCUGCGAAUUGGACGCUAUGAGAUUGACACGUGGUACUUCUCCCCCUACCCCGAGGAGUACGGCAAGGUCAGUAAGCUGUAUGUGUGCGAGUACUGCCUCAUCUACAUGCGUUUCGCGCUCCAGUACAAGACGCACAAGGAGAAGUGCAAGAAGAGGCAGCCACCAGGAGCAGAAAUCUACCGGAAGGGAACAAUAAGUAUCUUUGAAAUUGACGGCAAGGAUCACGUUCUCUACUGCCAGACCCUCUGCCUCCUGGCGAAGCUCUUUCUCGACCACAAAACCCUCUACUUCGACGUGGAGCCCUUCUACUUCUACGUUCUCUGUGAGAUUGACAAGCAGGGCGCUCACAUUGUGGGCUACUUCUCCAAGGAGAAGGAAUCCCCGGAAAACAACAACGUCGCCUGCAUCCUCAUCCUGCCGCCGUACCAGCGAAAGGGCUACGGGAAGCUCCUAAUUGCUUUCAGCUAUGAAUUAUCCCGUCGUGAAGGUAUUAUUGGGAGCCCCGAGAAGCCUCUGUCAGAUCUCGGACGUCUCAGCUACCGCAGCUACUGGGCCUACACACUACUGGAGCUCAUGCGGGAGUGCCGAACUACAACACAGUCCGUCAAGGAGCUCAGUGAACUAAGUGGAAUAACUCAGGAGGACAUCAUCGCCACUUUGCAAUCAAUGAAAAUGGUUAAGUAUUGGAAAGGGCAACACGUAGUUUGUGUAACACCGAAAACGGUUAAUGAACACCUUCAACUACCGCAGUUCAAAAAGCCCAAAUUAAUGGUAGAUCCAUUGUGUUUACGUUGGAUCCCCCACAAGAGGAAUACGCAGAAGAAGAAGAUCUGAGGCCGCUCUUUUGCCCCUCUCAAAUGAAUUCCAGGAGAAAUUGAAUUUUAUUCAUGAAAAUAAAUAUCGUGUUGUCAAGGAGAA